Messenger RNA from Sphenostylis stenocarpa, 828 nucleotides. The record is from the annotation of a GenBank genome assembly. NCBI's taxonomy places the organism in Eukaryota, Viridiplantae, Streptophyta, Magnoliopsida, Fabales, Fabaceae.
AUGCAUUCCUGGAAACUUCUCCUCCUCUCCGCCGCCCUCAUCUUCGCCGCCUUGGGAGUCAAAGUCUCUCUUCCAGUAGCAGCCACUCAGCUCCCUCUCCUCUGGACCUCCUUCCUCCUCUUCCUCAAGCCUCCUUACCUCUUCCUCCUUCUCAACACCAUCAUCAUAUCCAUCGUCGCAUCCUCCAGAUUCCACCACCCAAAACAUCAACCCGGCUCAACUCCUCCUCCUCCUCCUACCCCUCCUCCUCCACAGAUUCAAUCCCCGCCACCCACAGCUCCAGAACCACCGCUUCUCGAAAUAAAAGCCGUAUUUGUUAACGGUUCCGCCGUGCUCCAAGAAGAAGAAGAGGAAAAGAAAGUAAUAAACCAAGGAAUGACAGUAAAGAGAACAGACUCGACGGAGAUUCCAUCGCCGUCGGAGAAACCUCUCUUGUCUGCUAGGUUCACUCAACGGAAAUUCCUUAAAUCCACUAGUGAAGGUGGGAGAGCGUUGAGGGUGGUGGCCAAGGCGAAACGGCACGAAACGUUGGAGAGCACGUGGAAGGCCAUAACGGAGGGUCGAUCCAUGCCAUUGAGCAGACACAUGAAGAAGUGUGACACGUGGCACAGCCGCGGCAACCUCGCCCCACCCCCGGAAAACAAGUCCGAUGAGACAUUCAGCGAGGUGCCAAGCGCCGGGAGGCUGCGGAAAGAACCGUCGCUGAGUCAAGAGGAGUUGAAUCGGCGCGUGGAAGCGUUCAUACGGAAGUUCAACGACGAGAUGAGGUUGCAGAGACAACAAUCCUUAGAACAGUACAUGCAGAUGAUUAACCGCGGUGCCGCUUAA